Messenger RNA from Pieris macdunnoughi, 2505 nucleotides. The record is from the annotation of a GenBank genome assembly. NCBI's taxonomy places the organism in Eukaryota, Metazoa, Arthropoda, Insecta, Lepidoptera, Pieridae.
AUGAAGUUGUUAACAAUAUUGUUGGCAGGCCUCUGUGCCAGCACCUUCGGAUAUCUAAUAAAGGUGCCAACAACACCUACAAAACCACGAAUAGCGCCUAUAGGAUGGGUAAACAUUCAAAAACUAAUGCUUCCAUUAUUUGAUAACAUCUGUGAAGACAGCUCAGAUCCAACCAUUGUAAAACUGAGCAUUGAAUUUGCAUUCGACUCUGCUGACUUUUUGGAAACGGAAGUGAUAGAAAAACUACAAAGUUUUAAAUCUAGCAAAGGCCUAUUAGCGAAAGGAGAAAUUUUUAGUGAGACAAUUGAUGAACAUUUCAACGAAUUCCGCCUAGUUUAUAAUGUUCUAUAUAACGCUAAAGAUUUUGAUAUAUUCUACAAAGUUGCAUGUUGGGCUCGUCAAAAUGUUAACUGUGGAAUAUUUACUAACGCUAUAUACCUCGCAAUUAUGACCCGAAAGGAUACAGAAAAACUGUCCAUUCCUGCGCCAUACGAAUUGAUUCCUAAUUAUUUCGUUCGCAAAGAUUAUAUUAUACAAGCUGCGUCUCUUAUUUCUGAAAAGGACAUUUUUUUGAGCGAUAACAUACGCGAAGAUGGGAACACUUUUAUUGUUGAUGCAAAUUAUACGGACUAUGAGAGUAGCGAGGAGGCAGUGUUGUCAUACUUCCAUGAAGAUGUCGGUUUAAACUCAUACUUUUAUCUAACAACGUUAAAGAAUUUGCCGUGGAUAGACACGGAAUUCCAGCGGAACGUACGAUAUGGUGAAUACAUAUAUCAUUUUAUGAAGCAACUCAUUAUAAGAUAUGAUUUAGAAAGAUAUUCUAAUGACUUAUAUGAAACUGAUGGUAUAAAUUGGGAUGACAUGGAAGUCACCCGUUAUGAUCCUAUGAUUAUGUAUUCAAACGGCAACGAUUUUACCUCUAGACAGGGAAUUUGUAGUCAGGAUGUAAUAUCAUCAUUGAAGGAUAUAGAAAACAACAUUGCUACUACUGUGACGCACUUGAGAGAUGGUGGCUUUAAUAAAGCGGCAAUUUUAAGACAUGUAAUGGAUAUAAUGCUUUUUAAUGACAACAGUUAUAUUAAUUUAGCUAUUAAAGCUAUGACGGACGAUAUUUCAACUAAAAGUUCCCUAUCGGCUCUCAGUCACAGCAUGACUAAGUUACGUGAUCCUAUAUUCUGGAGAAUUAUUAAGAAGAUGGUUGAAAAUGUCAGCAAUUCUUUGAAAGUACUACCGGGGUACACAAAGAAUCAACUAUAUUUCCCUGGGGUACAAAUUAUGAAUGUUGAUGUUAAAAAAGUAAUGACAUCAUUUGAUCCGUAUGUGUUUGAUGUAACGGAUGCAAUGAAAUAUGGCGAUCAGGAUCCAAACUUCCAAAUAAAAAUAAAUCAAGGAAGACUUAAUCACAAGCCAUUUGCAAUAAAAGUUAAUGUAUCAUCGAUGGUGGUUCAAAAAGGGAUAAUGAAGCUGUACUUAGGCCCAAAAGUAACCCUGGGUGAAAUUCGAGAAAACAAGAAUCUAUUUAUGUUAUUAGAUAGCUUUGAAAUAAAUCUUAAAAGGGGUAGUAAUUUGAUUACCAGAACUUCUGACGAAAUUAAUAACAUAUCUGACGAUUUUGUGCCUCUACGUACAGUGCGUAAGAAUGUAAUAGAUUCAGAAUUUGGAGUUGAUGCAUUGCCUCUGAAUUCGGUUAGAUCACAAAUUGGUUUUCCGUCGCGACUAAUUUUACCUAAAGGAAGCAGUGACGGCUUACCUUUUCAAUUAUUUGCUUUUGUUGCUCCGUAUAUUAAAGCAAUUCCAGGUGGAUCCAAAGCAAAUAUUCAGUUAAACUACGAUGCAAUAUUUUCACCGGGAUAUCCAUUUGAUUUAGAUAUUGACAUCCAAGAAUUGUUUAAUUUACCCAAUACUUUAUUAAAAGAUAUAACAAUUACUCACAAGACCGAAAGUAAACCUGGCACCUAUGGCAGUGGAUAUAACCGUGAAAAGAAAUGGGAUGUGGUUGAUGACAAUAUAAUGGAUUAUGAUAUCCCGAGUGAUCCUUUAGCUUUAGGAACGCGUCCAGAGUUUACCAAAAAAAAAGAUGCUUUUGAUUACAAAUCACGUAAAGGUCAGUACGGUAAAAAAGAUAAGUACACAAUUGAUAAAACUGAUCCGAUUACAAAGAUUCCCGACGAAACCGUUGAAUUCAGAAAAGAUAUAGAAUUCAACAAAGUGUACACCAAAAAUGAAGAAAACAGUGACAAUAUUCAAUACAAGGUAAUAUCUAAAAAAGAUGAAAAUAUGGCAAUUGAUAAAAUAAUAACAAAAGAUGUUAAGACUGAAGACAAAGAAGGAACUUCAAUAGAUACUACGGAAUUGGAUAAAACAAUAGACGACAUUGUAAAUGACUUAAAGGUGGAACCAAUUUAUUUACUAUCGUCACCCAGGAGGCGUUACCCCACGAUAUUUAAUAUUAUUUUGAAACCACCUUAUAAAGAAACCGAAUCUGACGAAAGAGUGUACGAAUAA